UGUCGAGAUGCAAACGCAGCCUGUUAAAUCGAAAUCGCUUCAAAACCUCGACACCAGACCGUAAAAAACUCAAUCUUCGAACAAUUGAAAAUACCGAAAAAAAAAAUAAUAAAAUUAAAACAAAAUCGGGUCUUAUCAUUAGCAUAUACGUCUGCCAGUGUUUACAUAUAUAUUAUAUAUAUAUAGAAAAAAAAUUGCUCUCCAAUACGUAAAAUCUUUUAACGAAAGUACAACAAAAGGAUCUCAGAAAUGUCCACAGCACACGAAUUUGCCAAGGAGUCGAAGAAGCGCAGCACAAAGCUGCCAGAUUUGGGCGAUUUUCAGGUGCAGAAAGCCAGCGGAGAUGCCACAGCGGAGCACGAUAAAAAGUACAGUUUCUUUGAUCUGUUCCGGUACUCAACUCGCCUGGAACGUUUUCUGCUAUUGCUCAGCAUUAUUGUGGCCACAUUAGCCUCGGUUUUUAUACCAUAUUUUAUAUUGAUCUAUGGGGAAUUCACGUCGCUGCUCAUUGAUCGCACCGUGGGCGAGGGAACCUCCUCGCCAACUUUUAUACUCGCGCUCUUUGGAGGCGGCAAGCGACUCACCGAUGCCAGCCCGGAGGAGAAUACUCAGGCCAUAAUAGAUGACUCGAUUGCCUUUGGCAUUGGCAGCCUGGUGGGCUCCAUCAUAAUGCUGUUGCUCAUUAUAAUUGCGAUAGAUGUGUCGAAUCGCGUCGCCCUGAACCAGAUCAAUCGCAUACGUAAGCUCUUUCUGGAGGCCAUACUGCGCCAGGAUAUGUCCUGGUAUGACACCAGCUCGGGCGCCAAUUUCGCCAGCAAGAUGACAGAGGAUCUGGAUAAGGUGAAGGAGGGCAUCGGUGAGAAGGUGGCCAUUGUUACCUUCCUGUUCAUGACCUUUGUGAUGGGCAUUGUUGCCUCGUUUAUCUACGGCUGGAAGCUGACCCUCGUGGUGCUGACCUGCAGUCCAUUUAUUAUUUUAUCCACAGCGCUGGUGGCCAAAAUCCAGAGCUCCUUGGCCGAAAAGGAGCUGAAGGCCUACUCGGAUGCGGGCAAUGUGGCCGAGGAGGUCUUUAGCGGCAUACGCACCGUGCUGGCAUUUAGUGGGGAGCGCAAGGAGAACGAACGUUUCUCCAAGCUGCUGGUGCCCGCCGAGGUAACCGGCCGCAAGAAGGGCCUCUAUUCGGGCAUCGGGGCCGGGGUCAUGUGGCUGAUCAUCUAUUGCUGCAUGGCCAUUGCCAUUUGGUAUGGCGUCAAUCUGAUUCUGGAGGAUCGCGGCAAGGAGGAGCGCCAGUAUACGCCGGCUGUCCUGGUCAUUGUCCUGUUCGCCGUCAUUAUGGGCGCUCAGAAUUUGGGCUUCUCGUCGCCGCAUGUGGAUUCCUUUGCUGUGGCCCUCGGCGCUGCACGAAAUCUCUUCAGGAUUAUCGAUCGCAAGUCGGAAAUCGAUCCGAUGGGCGAGACUGGCAUGAAGCCCGACAGCAUAACGGGUCGUCUACGCUUCGAGGAUAUACACUUCCGAUAUCCUUCGCGUCCGGAUGUUGAGAUACUCAAGGGCUUGACGGUGGACGUGGAACCGGGUCAAACGGUGGCCUUUGUCGGCGCCUCCGGCUGUGGCAAGAGCACGGUCAUCCAGCUAAUGCAGCGCUUCUACGAUCCGGAACAGGGCAGCGUCAAGCUGGAUGGCCGUGACCUGCGCACCUUGAACGUCGGCUGGCUGCGCGCCCAGAUUGGCGUUGUGGGCCAGGAGCCAGUUCUGUUUGCCACCACAAUUGGCGAGAACAUACGCUUUGGCAAUCCGCAAGCCAGCCAGGCGGACAUUGAGCGGGCCGCACGCAAUGCCAAUUGCCACGAGUUCAUCACCAAGCUGCCCAAGGGCUACGAUACCAAGGUGGGUGAGCGCGGCGCCCAGAUGUCCGGCGGCCAAAAGCAGCGCAUUGCCAUCGCACGGGCGCUGGUGCGCAAUCCGAAGAUUUUGCUGCUGGACGAGGCGACAUCGGCGCUGGACCCCACCUCCGAGAAGCGCGUACAGGAUGCACUGGAGCUGGCCAGCCAGGGUCCAACCACCCUUGUUGUCGCGCAUCGCCUAUCGACUGUGACUAAUGCCGACAAAAUUGUGUUUGUUAAGGACGGCCUGGUCGCCGAACAGGGCACACACGACGAGCUCAUGGACAGGGGUGGUUUAUACUGUGAGCUGGUAAACAUAACCCGGCGCAAAGAGGCCACCGAGGGUGCCGAGGACACAGUCAGCGGUGUUGCUAAAUUGCCAUUGUCAAAGGGCAGGGAGGACGAAAUCAUGGUUGAUGACGACGACCUGGAGUCUGAGGACGACGACGAGGACAUUGAUGACGACGAUGGCGAUGCUGUGGCGCCCGCUAACCACAGCAAGGACGACGUAUUCAGCGUCAGUUCAUGCGGAAAACGACGGUCGCAGCGUCGCAAGAAGAAGAAGCAAAAGAAGGACGAACCGAAGGUCUCCUUCAUACAGCUGAUGAAGCUCAAUGGACCCGAAUGGCGGUACAUACUGUGGGGUUGCCUGGCGGCCGCCAUGCACGGCACCACAUUCCCGCUGUGGGGCCUCUUCUUUGGCGACUUCUUCGGCAUACUCUCCAACGGCGAUGAGGAUCUGGUGCGGCACGAGGGCAACAACAUCUCGUACAUCUUCAUUGGCAUCGGCCUGAUGGCCGGCGUGGGCAUCAUGCUGCAGAGCUAUAUGUUCACGACGGCGGGCGUUAAGAUGACAACACGCCUGCGGCAGCGGGCCUUCAAGACGAUUAUGUCCCAGGAGGUGGCCUUCUUUGAUGACGAGCGCAAUUCGGUGGGCGCACUCUGCGCACGCCUCGCCGGCGACUGUUCCAACGUGCAGGGGGCGACGGGCGCACGUGUUGGCAUCAUGCUGCAGGCGGUGGUCACCCUGGCCGUGGGCAUGAUAGUUGGAUUUGUUUACUCGUGGCAGCAAACCCUUCUAACCACAAUCACGCUGCCCUUCCUGUGCCUCUCCGUGUAUUUGGAGGGCCGCUUCGUAGCGAAGAGCGUGCAGUGGUCCAAGGCGGCCAUUGAGCAGGCCUCCCAGGUGGCCGUUGAGGCCAUUGCCAAUAUACGGACCGUCAAUGGGCUGGGCCUGGAGCAGCAGGUGCUGGAGCGCUACAUCGUGCAGAUCGAUCAGGUGAACGCCGCCUGCCGGCGCAAGGUGCGCUUCCGCGGCCUGGUCUUUGCCCUGGGACAGGCGGCACCGUUCCUGGCCUACGGUGUCUCCCUCUACUAUGGCGGGCUGCUGGUGGCCAAUGAGGGUUUGCCCUAUCAGGAUAUCAUAAAGGUCGCCGAGGCGCUUAUCUUUGGCUCCUGGAUGCUGGGCCAGGCCUUGGCCUAUGCACCGAACGUUAACGAUGCCAUCAUCUCUGCGGGUCGCCUGAUGAAGCUGUUCGAGCAGACGCCCCAGCAGUCCAAUCCUCCACUCAAUCCCUACAAUACAGCUGAUAAAUCGGAGGGCGACAUUGUCUACGAGAAUGUUUGCUUUGAGUAUCCAACGCGCAAGGACACGCCCAUUUUGCACGGCCUGAAUCUCACCAUUAAGAAGAACACAACUGUGGCGCUGGUGGGUCCAUCCGGCUCCGGCAAAUCCACCUGCAUACAGCUGCUGUUGCGCUACUAUGAUCCCGUCUCCGGCUCGGUUAAUCUGAGCGGUGUGCCGAGCACAGACUUUCCGCUGGACACGCUGCGCUCCAAGCUGGGCCUGGUCUCGCAGGAGCCGGUGCUCUUCGAUCGCACCAUAGCCGAGAAUAUUGCCUAUGGCAACAAUUUCCGUGACGAUGUGCCCAUGCAGGAGAUCAUCGAAGCGUCCAAAAAGGCCAACAUUCACAAUUUCGUCAGCUCUCUGCCGCAGGGCUAUGAGACACGGCUGGGCAAGACCUCACAGCUGUCCGGCGGCCAGAAGCAGCGCAUUGCCAUUGCCCGUGCGCUGGUGCGCAAUCCAAAGAUCCUCAUCCUGGACGAGGCGACGUCCGCCUUGGAUCUGGAGAGCGAAAAGGUGGUGCAGCAGGCCCUCGACGAGGCGCGCGCCGGUCGCACCUGCGUGACCAUCGCCCAUCGCCUGAGCACCGUGCGGGAUGCGGACCUGAUCUGUGUGCUCAAGCGCGGCCUCGUUGUGGAGCAGGGCACACACGAUCAUCUCAUGGCAUUGAAUGGCAUCUACGCGAACCUGUACAUGAUGCAGCAGGUCGCGGGUUAGAGCACAACCAACUCUUGUUUAUACUAAGCACUCAUUUGUAGUUACUAUAUUUUUGUUUUUAGUACAUGGAUUAAAGCUCUAAGCAUUACAAUUAA
Messenger RNA from Drosophila montana, 4316 nucleotides. RefSeq names its product Multi drug resistance 49 (gene Mdr49). Gene Ontology annotation, molecular function: ATP binding; ABC-type transporter activity; ATP hydrolysis activity. The coding region runs from base 250 to 4221 and encodes 1323 amino acids. Gene Ontology annotation, biological process: transmembrane transport. Gene Ontology annotation, cellular component: plasma membrane. Lineage: Eukaryota; Metazoa; Arthropoda; Insecta; Diptera; Drosophilidae. The record is from RefSeq and is a predicted model, not a curated record. The transcript has 8 exons.